AUAAAAACUCGGUCUGUUGGAGGCAGUUUUUGAGUUAUCUGUACAAAAAGCUGUUUAAUUUGCUCAAGAUGAAACAAGCCACAAAUCACGGCUAUGGCAAUCACCUAAAGUACCUCAGUCUAGCCACUCUUACGCUACAGAAUGCAAUUUUGGCACUAAGUAUGCGCCAUUCGCGAACCAGAGCCGGUGAUAUGUUCCUCAGUUCGACCGCCGUGGUGAUGGCUGAGGUGGUCAAGCUCGUCACUAGUCUGCUGCUUGUGUUUUUCGAGGAAGGCAAACGCUUUCAACAGUUUCGCGCCUCGCUUGAACAGACGAUUUUGAAACAACCGGUCGAUACGCUCAAAAUGUGCAUCCCGUCGUUGCUGUACAUUGUGCAGAAUAAUCUGCUCUAUGUUUCCGCGUCGCACCUGGAUGCCGCCACCAACCAGGUGUCCUACCAGCUGAAGAUACUGACGACGGCCGUGUUCGCGGUGCUGAUACUACGUCGACGUUUGCAACCCUCGCAGUGGGCAGCCCUUGUCUUUCUGGUAAUUGGCGUUGCCUGCGUACAGUUGGCGCAAACAGAUGGGGAAAAAACCUCUUUCCGUGAGGCGAACGGUCCGGAGCAGAACCGAUUGCUCGGAUUCACUGCUGUGCUUGGGGCCUGUUUUCUUUCCGGCUUAGCCGGCAUCUACUUUGAGAAGAUGCUAAAGGGAGCAGACAUUUCGAUCUGGAUGAGAAAUAUACAGUUGAGCCUACUAUCGCUACCGAUCGGUUUGCUGACCUGCGUCGUCAACGAUGGAUCCCAGUUAUAUACCCAUGGGUUCUUUCACGGGUACGAUGCGUUCGUGCUCUACUUGAUCCUGCUGCAGGCAGUCGGCGGGCUGAUCGUGGCCGUUGUCGUGAAGUACGCGGACAACAUACUGAAAGGCUUCGCUACUUCGCUAGCGAUCAUAAUUUCAUGUGUCGCUUCGAUAUUCUUGUUCGAGUUUCGUCUUACGCUGCAGUUCACCGUUGGUGCCGUUCUCGUAAUCGGAUCUAUCUUCUUGUACGGUUACGAUGCAUCUGGCCAAAAAUCCGGGAAGGUACCGAUGCUUUUGUUCGGCGGCCAACGAACAGCCAAGCAGCAAGCGAAUUUUGAGGCAGAAGAAAGGCUUCUGGCGGAAAAGGUGUAACAAUCCAUGCACGCCAAACUUAGAUAGUGUACAUGACUAUUUUGUUGAGUGAGAAC
This is a messenger RNA of Anopheles bellator, 1210 nucleotides long. It is a transcript of the gene Ugalt, whose product is annotated as UDP-N-acetylglucosamine transporter. Gene Ontology annotation, molecular function: UDP-galactose transmembrane transporter activity. Gene Ontology annotation, cellular component: Golgi membrane. The coding region runs from base 69 to 1154 and encodes 361 amino acids. The record is from RefSeq and is a predicted model, not a curated record. Gene Ontology annotation, biological process: pyrimidine nucleotide-sugar transmembrane transport. The transcript has 2 exons. Lineage: Eukaryota; Metazoa; Arthropoda; Insecta; Diptera; Culicidae.